CAUUGUGUAAGUCUAGUAUGGGGGAAGGGGGGGAGGCGCUCCACACAGCAUCCUCCUGCUCGUGUACACCACUCGACUGACGCCACCACGUGCACGGCAGCAUCAUACAUUCAUCUCGCACAGGAAACCUCUAAUGGUUGUAUUCCUACAUGGUGAGAAUAGGAUAGAGCGAGAAAUAGUAUGUGAUGGCUGUUCAUAGAUCUGGCACUGUAAAUUGUGAACAACCAUCAAGGAAAAAAACCCUGCAUACGAGGUCUGCUAGUGUUCUUCCCAAUAAAUCGGAUACUCAGAUAAAUCCAAACAUGAAAAAGGAACUCUCACGUAUAAGAACUCGGGGAGAUACUGAAAAUAUGGCUGUUGCAACUAAUGAAGAAUCAAAAAGAAAAUCAAGAUCGCAGAGUAAAGAACAAAAAUCUAAACCAUCGUUAGUUACAAACGAGAUUACAAGUAAACAAAAUUCUGUAAGAAAUAGAAGAAAGCCAAAAUCCGAAAAGGAAUUGCAUGGUGACAAAAAUGUAAAGGUAGACUAUCAUAAUAAAGAUUUUGAGGAUGAUAAUUUGGAUUUUACAGUAAUAGAACAAAAGAUAUUUGAAGGAUUCCCCUUGGGAGCAAAUUCUAGAAGAGGACAAUCCUCAACAAGAGGGAAAACUAAAAAGGAAAUUGAAAAAAAAUUAUCAGCAUCUUCUGAGAAAAAGAAAAGUUUUAUUAAUCCAAGCAAAGAAAAUGCUGCUCAUGAAAAAAAGAAUGUUGCAAACAAAAGCAGCCCAAAUCCCCCAACAACAAUUAAUAAAAAAGGUGGAAAGAAUACAUUACCCAAAUCAAAACAAUCAAAACCUAAAGCUAUAGAUAAAGAAAAAACUCGUACACCAAAUAAGGAUACAAGAAAGAAAAGUGGUGCAAAGUCGAAAAAGAAGUCAUCCAUUACAGCUUCAGAUUCUGAUAUGAGUGACUGGGAGGAAGUAGAUGAAAUGGAAGGAGUUGAUGAAACUGUGGAGCUGCUCUCUGGGUCUCACUCGACUCAAUCAAAACCCGAGGGGGUCCAGAUUGAGCUUGAUGCCCCAGAUGUCCUGUGGGGUGUACGCAAGAGAAAGAAGCGAACUCAUGAGGAGAUGAUUGAAGACUACUUGCGGAAGAAAGUUAAUCGAUCCAUUAAAGAAGUUCACGAAAAUAUGCAUAAAGUACAUCUUCUAUGCCUCUUUGCUCAUGGGAGGUAUGUUAACAAGCUUUUGAACUCUGAUGAACUUCUUGGUGUUGCCCUCUCCAUUAUUACUGACAAGAAUAACUACCCACCCAAGAGACUGGAUAUCAAUUACCUGGAAAAGUUUGUUGGUUGGUUUUCAAGGAAAGUUCAAGUAAAACCCGAGGAUGUGGAGGAGAAUUAUUGGCAUCGUCCACUGAAGAAAACGUUGGCGCUGAGGUUUGAGAAAAAAAAGGCAUGUUUAGAUCAAGAACUUGUGUAUAUGUUUAUUCUGAUUUUCCGUGCUCUUGGAGUAAAUGCACGUUUGGUAUUGUCCCUCCAGCCAAUGAGCUGGAAACCAAGUGCUGAGAAUUUAAUUAAGCCACCAAAAAAAGAAGAGAAAAAUGUAUUCCAAGCACCAUCUUGUUCUUGGGAUGCUAAAAGCUCUAUUGACAAUGUUAAGAUAAACUGUAGUAGGGCAAAAGGAGAUAAUUCUAAUAAGAAAAUGUUAUCGUCUGAUUCUGAAACUGAAGUUCAAAGAAACAAGUCUGGACAUGCAAAGAAAACAAAUAAGAAAGAAAAUCAUAUUGAGAAAAGAAAAUCUCUCAGUGAUGAUGGGGGAGAUAGUGACUUUGAUCCCAACCCUGUUAAGGUUAAGAAAGGACCAAAAUCGCUAACUGAAAGGCGUAGAAGUUCAAACAAGAGAAGAAGCUCUGAGGCAAAUGAAACCACAGAUAAGGGAAAGAAAUGUGGAAAAGAUGAAGCAAUGAAGACUAAAAGAAGUAAGGGUGAUCCUCUGAUUGAAUGGGCAGAAGUUUAUGUAGAAGAGGAGGAGAAAUGGGUGUGUGUCGACGUUAUAAGAGGCAAAAUUCAUUGUAUAGCGCAUAUUGAGGCACGUAUGCCAGCUGGAUCAGGAUAUAUCACCGCCUACAAUGCCAAUCUGACAGUGAAGGAUGUAACACGGCGUUAUAUUUCAAGUUGGCUCUCCAAUGAAAAUAAAAUUCGGUGUUGUAGUAAAUGGUGGGAGAAGACGCUAAGGCCUUUUACGGGACAAAGGACUCGACUAGAUAAAGUGGAGGAUAAGGAAAUGGACCAAAAUCUUCGUGAACAGCCUCUGCCAAGAAGCAUUGGGGAGUACAAAAACCAUCCGUUAUAUGCUUUGCAACGCCACCUUCUAAAGUUUGAGGCAAUUUAUCCGCCUGAUGUCUCUCCUGUUGGAUUUUUCAAGAAUGAACCGGUUUAUCCACGUGAUAGCAUUUACAAUUUACAUUCUCGGGACACCUGGAUGAAGGAGGCCAAGUCAGUGAGAGUUGAUGAAGAACCAUACAAGGUUGUAAAAGCACGGCCAAAAUGGGAUAGGAUUGGCUGCAAACUGAUCAAAGAUCUGCCACUAGAACUGUUUGGAGAGUGGCAGGUGGAAGAUUAUGAGCCUCCAGUGGCUGCAGGAGGAAAAGUACCUCGCAAUGAAUAUGGGAAUGUGGAACUAUUCAAAGCAAGAAUGCUACCCAAGGGCUGUGUACAUAUUCCAAUUGCCGGCCUCAAUCGUGUAGCUCGCAAGCUGAAUAUUGACUGUGCUCCAGCAAUGGUAGGAUUUGAUUUUCACUCUGGCUGGACUCAUCCUGUCUAUGAAGGCUAUGUAAUUUGUGAAGAGUUCAAAGACAUCCUAAUGGACGCUUGGAAUGAGGAACAAAAAGAGCAAGCUAGAAGGUUAGAAGAAAAGAGGCAGAAAAGAAUUUAUGACAAUUGGAAGAGGCUGAUUCAAGGAAUUUUGGUGAAGGAAAGAGUAAGGGAAAAAUAUGGAACUGGUUCUCAAUCUGAUGAAGAGGAAGAGGAGAAAAUAGUCAAAGAAAAGAUGGAAGAGAAGAAAAAAUCCACAAAAAGAAAGAUUACACAAGAGGAUAUUGCUGCUGCUAAGCCUCUCAUUACACACACAAUUAGAAACCUUAGAAUAGAUUUGAGUUCCAACGUUGUGGAGAUGGCCAGGAAGAGUAGAAACAGAACAAUGAAGACAAAAAAUUGUGUAAAGAGAGAUUUUACCAAGAACAAAACAAACAAGGAUUCUAUGACAGACUUAGUUGGCACCGACAAGGAAAGUGAAUCGGAUAAUGAGCAAAAGAAAGAAAAAAUCAGAGCUAUUCUCCAAUGGGGAAAUAAAACUGUGAUGCAUAAUCCAGAUCUUAGUGAUGACAGUGAUAUGGAGAACGAUUCUCAGCCCUCUUCUUCAAAGAGUCCUAUUAAAUUUUCUGAUUCAUUUUAUAAUUCCAAAAUUAAAACCAGCAUCAGAAAACAAGGCAAGCCCAAAAGCAAAUCCAAAAGCGUAACUAUAGAAUCUGAAAGUCAAAAUCCAUCGGAUUCUGAAUGCGAGACAGCUGUAUCAUCUAGCCGUUCAACUACUCCUGAACCUGAUGCAAGAAAAGUUAGCAAGCUGGCCUUGAGAAGAACGUCUCGCAGGUCCACAAAGAAAAAUAUUAAAACUUACAAAGAGAGUGAGCAGGAAAGUGAGGGUGACAUUUCAAUUGACGAGAGUGAUUGUGACGAUAAAUCGUAUGAUCCUAAGAAAGAAAUGAAAAGAGCAGAUGAGCAGGUCUUAAAUUUAAGUGAAGGGAGUGAGAGUAGCUAAUGUUUUAUUUUAUACAAUGAAAAAUUUACUGUAUAUAUUGAAUAUAAUAAGAAUUUAAAUUUAAGUUAAAGUAACAAUUUUAUUAAUUAUUUUUUAUUAAUGUUCUGUGUAAAUUGCCCCCCCCCCCCCCCCCCCCAUCCUCUCCCCUCUUGUUGUUUAUUAUGAGCAGUUUAGCAUCUUUUUCUUUGCCAAAGAAGCUGUAAGGAUUCUUCUCAAUCCAAAAAAAGAUGCCAUUUUCAUGGUUCAAGUUUUCUAGAGCCCAGGACCCGGAUUCAUAAAGCAGUUACGCAAACACUUACAAACCUGUACACCUUUCCUCAAUCUUUGACGACUUUGGUUACAUUUAUUAAACUUGGAAGUUUUCAUGCUUGUAAACUGUUUAAUAAAUGUAAUCAAAGCCGUCAAAGAUUGAGGAAAGGUGUACAGGUUCGUAAGUGCUUGCGUAACUGCUUUAUAAAUCCAGGAUCAGGUGAAUGGAAUGGCAUGUAACUGCAUUACAGGAUGCACAUGUACAGUACUGCCAGACUUUGAAUCAUUUUUAGAGAAUGUCUACAAGAUUUAAUCUUUUAUUAGACUAUUUAGGCUAGGUAUGUUUAAAUAGAUUGUGAUAAAAUCACUUGCAUUAUUGUAGUAGAGUUGAAUAUAUUUGUUUACUUUUAUCUCAAA
Molecule: messenger RNA, 4463 nt
Organism: Procambarus clarkii (red swamp crayfish)
Lineage: Eukaryota; Metazoa; Arthropoda; Malacostraca; Decapoda; Cambaridae
Product: DNA repair protein complementing XP-C cells homolog
Biological process (GO): nucleotide-excision repair; mismatch repair
Cellular component (GO): cytoplasm; XPC complex; nucleus
Molecular function (GO): damaged DNA binding; single-stranded DNA binding
Source: RefSeq, a predicted model, not a curated record